This is a messenger RNA of Aspergillus costaricaensis CBS 115574, 1380 nucleotides long. RefSeq names its product putative mitochondrial export translocase Oxa2. The record is from RefSeq and is a predicted model, not a curated record. The coding region runs from base 67 to 1089 and encodes 340 amino acids. The transcript has a single exon. Lineage: Eukaryota; Fungi; Ascomycota; Eurotiomycetes; Eurotiales; Aspergillaceae. Gene Ontology annotation, molecular function: membrane insertase activity. Gene Ontology annotation, cellular component: mitochondrial inner membrane. Gene Ontology annotation, biological process: mitochondrial respiratory chain complex IV assembly; protein insertion into mitochondrial inner membrane from matrix.
AUUCUAUUCUUGUACAUAUUAUAUUUUUCCAACGCAUACGUCCAGCCAACCCGCCAAUCACUCAACAUGCGGCCCUUCCGAUUGUCGCAUCCCGCACGCAAGACGGCGGCUUUCCAGCAGGUCCGGCAUUUCCACCCAACCCGUCCAGCUCCCUUCAUCAACGAAGCCCUCGAACUCUCCUCCGCCUUCCUCCAUAAUGUCCACGCUAUUUCCGGUCUACCAUGGGCCGUCUCCAUCCCAUUGAGUGCUCUGAUCGUCCGAACAACCGUUGCUCUGCCGCUACAACUCUACAGCAAGAUGCAAGCGAAACGAGAACGGGAUGCGAUACCACUUCUCCACGCGUGGAACCGAUGCUUUAAAGAGAAUUUGCAGAAAUCAGAGGACUACACCCGCGAGGAUCGCCUAUUGCUCGCCAAAAUGGACCCUACAAGGGCCCAAAAGCAACAACUCAUGAAGCAAUUCCUGGAAAGGAAACGAAUCGUACACCGUCGCCUGGGCGUUCCCCGGUUCUGGAAGCCGCUGAACUUCCUCCAACUACCCAUCUGGAUCUCCAUCAUGGAGAGUCUCCGCGCCAUGUCCGGCAAUGAUCGUGGUUUAGUGCCCUGGCUCCUAUCGCGCCUUGAGCCCGAGUCCGCGGAUCCCUCAUCUGCCCUGCAUCUUGCGGUCGAGCCCUCACUCGCCAAUGAGGGUGCCCUUUGGUUCCCCGAUCUUCUGGCCGGAGAUCCUACCGGUAUCCUGCCUUUGGCACUAACACUAUCUAUCCUGCUGAAUAUCCGAAUGGGUUGGAAGGCCCAGCCUCUGAAGAACCUGGCCGAUCUGCCCAAGGUAGAGAUGUACAAGCAGCUUUCCUUGCGGGGAAUUCGGAUGUUUGUUCAGGUGCUGGCGUUAAAUGUGGGAUUGUCAUCAUAUGUGUCGGAGAUGCCUACCGCUUUGAUGAUCUACUGGCUCACCAGUACGAACGUUGCUACGUUGCAGACCUUACUCCUGGAUCGGGUGCUUUUCCCGGUCAAGCCCCUGCCUGUAUGGAAGAGGCACUACGUCAUGUACAAAACACCAAAAAGCCUGGCGCCUCCGGCCAAGAAGUCAUGAAUUCAGGCUAUGAAAAUGAUAUGCAGACACAUGAGAGUAUGUGAUACCAGGCUAUAGCCGACUGGAACGGAUCCAAAGGAUACGAAAGACAUGUCCGGUGAUGCUGGGGCUCUGCUCAGUCAUGAGUACUGAAACGCGCCUGAGGUAUUUUCGCUUUUGAAGGCCUCACUUGUUUGUGAGGGAAACGCGUUGCGCUUUCUUCGAUCAAAACUACCCGGGUGCAAUCAGUUAAUGGACAUACAUGUCCAUGAUUGAACACAUUGUGCCAUGGCCUGGCCUGACGGACCAGAG